AUGCGAGAACGAUUAGCCCGGGAGGAAAAUACCCGCCAUCUGUUGGGAACAGAAGAAAUACUGAAACAAGUGACCGAGCAAUGUGAUGCCUGUGCCCGCGUAAAUACGACCAGACUGAAACUCCCCACCGGGACUCGAACUCGUGGGCACCGGCCUGGAGGAAGUCCUCACCGAGUAUUCAAUAUUACUUGGGUGAUAACCAAUCUUGGGACGGGACAUACUGCAAACCUGAGUUCCCAACUUGGGGCUCUGACAGACACCUUCCCCACCCUGUAUUUUGAUCUAUGUGAUCUGGUGGGGGAGGAUUGGGACCCCUCUGACCAGGAACCCUUCCCUGGAUACAGAUGCCACCAUCCGGGAGGAAGGAUGGGAAUCCGAGCUAAGGAUUUUUACGUCUGCCCCGGCCAUAAGCCCACCAAGUCAUGCGGCGGUCCUAAGGAUGGUUACUGCGCUGAAUGGGGCUGUGAAACCACGGGGGAUGCUUACUGGAAACCUUCCUCGACCUGGGAUCUGAUUACCCUCAAACGAGGGACGACCCCUGGAUAUACUGGAUCCGGUCCCUGGACAUGUGGAGGCCGGGAUUGCGGCCCCUGUUAUGACCAGUCGGUAAGAAACCUCCAGGGAGCAACCCCAGGAGGCAGAUGUAAUCCCUUACUGCUAACUUUUACGGACGCUGGACGAAAAUCCGAUAAUUGGGAGAAUCCCAAAAUCUGGGGUCUUCGGCUGCAUCGAUCCGGGUGGGGCCCGGUCACCUUAUUUUCAAUCUUCCGCUGGGUAACUCCUAUCGAUUCGCAGGCCGUAGGCCCUAACCGGGUCCUCGCCGAUCAAAAGCGGCCCAGCCUGCCCAUAGCCGAUCCCAAGCCCAUGACCCUGCCUAGGACCACGGCCGCUCCCACAUACAAUACUUCUCUGAAAAGCCCUCCCCACCCCUCCUCAGUUCCCCCUACCGAGGCACCUCCUCCUCCCCUCGAAGGUACAGGGGACAGAAUAUUAGCCUUGAUCCAAGGGACGUAUGCCACUCUGAAUUUAACUCGCCCAGAUGCAACUAAGGUGUGUUGGCUUUGUUUGACUCCGCAACCUCCCUACUACGAAGGCCUAGCAGUUCUGGGCAACUAUACAAAUCAGAGUUCGGCUGAGGCUCUCUGUGGGGCAGCCAUACAACAUAAACUGACUAUCUCGGAAGUAUCCGGGAAGGGGCUGUGCGUAGGUAGGGUCCCUGCCACACAUCAAGGACUUUGCAACGUUACCGAGCCUUUACCCCAGAGUAGCCGCUAUCUGAUAGCCCCCAAUGGAACAUAUUGGGCAUGCAGCACCGGAUUAACCCCUUGUAUCUCCACCGCGGUCCUAAAUGCCACCAUUGAUUACUGUGUUCUGAUAGAACUCUGGCCUAGGGUAAUUUACCACCCAUCUGAUUAUGACCUAAUAGAAACAGGCCGCAGAAAAAGGGAACCUAUCUCCAUUACUACUGCCAUUUUGCUAGGGGGAUUAACCAUGGGGGGGCCUAUAAUGCGUGCAGACAUUCGGUCUUUAGAAGAGUCAGUCGCUGCCCUGGAGAAGUCCCUGUCCUCCCUGGCAGAAGUAGCCCUCCAAAAUAGAAGGGGACUAGACCUCUUAUUUUUACAGCAGGAAGGAAUUUGUGCUGCCCUUAAAGAAGAAUGCUGUUUUUAUGCUGACCAUACCGGGGUGGUAAGAGACAAUCUGGCCAAGAUAAAAGAAAGACGCCAAAAGUACCAACAACUAAUUGAGUCCCAACAGGGAUGGUUUCAGAACUGGUAUAACAGGUCCCCUUGGUAUUCGACCCUCAUAUCCACCAUUAUGGGACCCCUGAUCAUUAUACUUUUGAUUCUGAUGUUUGGGCCAUGCAUCUUAAACAGACUGACCCAAUUCAUAAAAGAAAGGUUGUCGGUUGUACAAUCCCUGGUCUUAACCCAACAGUACCAGCAGCUAAAACAAAGGGAUCUUGAGAUGGCAGAAACUCCUGAAUGAAAGAUUCCAUUCAGUUACAAGAGCAAUGGGGGAAUGAAAGACCCUGGCCCAGUCUAACAGGCAGCUGAGGCUUAUGGAAAAUUCCGCUCCUCCACAGCUGCAUA
Mesocricetus auratus (golden hamster) is the source of this 2090-nucleotide messenger RNA. Its product is annotated as MLV-related proviral Env polyprotein-like. The transcript has 3 exons. The record is from RefSeq and is a predicted model, not a curated record. NCBI's taxonomy places the organism in Eukaryota, Metazoa, Chordata, Mammalia, Rodentia, Cricetidae. Bases 1 to 1986 code for a protein of 661 amino acids.